This is a messenger RNA of Arachis duranensis, 1071 nucleotides long. Its product is annotated as F-box/kelch-repeat protein At3g06240-like. Gene Ontology annotation, molecular function: protein binding. The transcript has 3 exons. Bases 1 to 1071 code for a protein of 356 amino acids. The record is from RefSeq and is a predicted model, not a curated record. NCBI's taxonomy places the organism in Eukaryota, Viridiplantae, Streptophyta, Magnoliopsida, Fabales, Fabaceae.
AUGGACAUGGACGUCCACAGUAACAAGAAAAAUAACAUAAACAUCAGCAUCGACGACAUACUUCCUGCAGAGUUGGUACGAGAAAUCUUAAUGAGGAUUCCCAUAAAAAACCUUGUGCGUCUAAGGUGUGUUUCCAAGCUAUGGAACACUUUGAUCUCAGACCCCAACUUGCCAAAAUCCCAUUUUGAUCUCUCUCUGGCACCAUCACAUAGACUCCUCGUCUAUCCCGACGAUUCCACCAAGCCAACAACUGUUGAUUUAGAUGCACUCAUAUAUUCAAUUCAUGCAGGGGGAUACAAGAAUUAUAGUCCUAUGCGGAAGCUUCUCAAGCGCUCCGCUAUGUUUGGCUUUGGAUACGAUGCAUCAGAAGAUGACUACUUGGUCCUUUUUGCUUGGAGGAAUACCAGACAAAUGGAAGACUGCUUGGGUUUAUUUUCUUUGAGAACCAAUUCAUGGACGACUUCUAAGGUUACACUUCCAAAAGACCCUUUAAAGAAGAGAAUUAUCUCGCUGUCUGGGGUGUUUCUCAAUGGGGCUAUUCAUUGGUGGAUUGCCCCUCGUUUUGGUACUGGUAUAGGUAUUGAUUCUGGUGGUGCUAUUAUUCUUGUCUUUGAUAUGAUUGAAAGGCGUUUCUGGGAGAUGCCUGUGCCAAAAGAAAUAAUGACGAAUUACCAUCCUCCUGGGGCUCUUGUGGAACUGGGAGGGUGCCUAGCCAUUUGGUUUUCAAAUUUCGACAAGAAAACCGACAUAUGGAUUAUGAAAGAAUAUAAAGUGCAGUCAUCUUGGACAGCAUACAAGAUUCCUUGUUUUUUCUUUAGGCCUUUGUACUUAUCCAAUGAUGGGGAUAUCAUUGGAUUUGAUAUGUUAAAAUCAUGUUUGGCAAAAUAUAAUGUUAAUAAUGGAGAGAUGCUCCAAAGUUGUGGCAAAUUUUGUGGUUUGAAUGACUUUUGCAUGUAUACAGAGAGUUUAUUGGCUCUUCCUGAUGAUUUUAUGGAAGAUACGAAUCAAGACCAAUCUGGAAAGUGCCAAACUGGAAAGAGAUUUAAGAGGGCACCAAUUUGGAGAACAUGA